GCAAUAAGUUUCCACAUGUUUGAACGCUUGCACACCUGGGCAGACUUGUCAUGUGGAGUGUACAUGUCACUAUUUGCAUUGAUGUAUUCAGAAUUACUCAUCUUAUGCCGUGUUUGGUAUGCCUAGGUAGGUGAGCAUUAACGGGUUUUAUAGACUGAACGAAACCAGUCUCGUGAUCGCGGAGCAGAGCGCCCUGGAGCAGUGUACAUGCCUGAAUCAUGCUCAAUCAUCAAAUGGCUCGGAACGCAAUGGAUACGACUGGCUCGGCUUUGCAAACUCCCUCACCUCGUCGUUCCUGCACAGCACGCUCUAUCGAAUUGGCACCCGUGCAGGAGGAAUAUGGGAAUCCCCCGUCGAGUCCGUCUGUCCUGCCACACACAGUAGUAGAACCCUCCCGACAUCUCCCCUGAUGACCACCAUGCGCCAUCUGCGAAAGACGAGAACUCCCGCAGGACAUCCGUGUUUCAUCGCAUGCGAGCAAUCCGGUUUUUCUGCCUACCUUUUUUCCCCUGUCGUGGUUCACACGCAUGGCUCCCCAUCCCGGAGUCGUGUGCCGCCGUCGGACGCGUGGCCCUUUCUACUGUCCUCUACCUUCUCAGUCUGCGUUCUGAUCGCCGGACGCCCGGUUUGGGCCGCGGAGGAAACGGCUUUCUGCGCCUUCGCUGUGGAAAGAGCAACCGAGCGGUUUGAGGAGGAACAGCCCGUGUUGGAAAAGUGGAGCUCUCUUCCAGCUGCCCUGCUAUGCGCGCUGCGUUUCAGGAUGCGUUUCGACCUGUUCGGCUCGAACGCGGGAAGCGAGCUGCAGGGGAAAGGGUUCGGGGAUAGAGGGGAGUCUGCCCCAACAUCUUUCGAAGCUGGAGUGCAUGUCUUCUUCCCAGGACGGAAGGACAUAGACGGAGUACUUCAUAUCUGAGUGUUGCUUCAUUGGAUACAAUAACCAUUCGGAAGGGUAUAGGAAAACGGGAAUAUACAGUUCUUAUCCAGCAUGGCCAGGGAUAUUGGACUCGUCAAUCUCUAGGCCUGUUGAACAUAAAUGUGGAUAUGUGUUUAACUAGGGUUGUAGCUAUUCAUGAAUGCCAUUCAGGGUU
This is a messenger RNA of Dissoconium aciculare CBS 342.82, 1088 nucleotides long. RefSeq lists its product as uncharacterized. NCBI's taxonomy places the organism in Eukaryota, Fungi, Ascomycota, Dothideomycetes, Mycosphaerellales, Dissoconiaceae. The transcript has a single exon. The record is from RefSeq and is a predicted model, not a curated record. Bases 419 to 913 code for a protein of 164 amino acids.